Xylona heveae TC161 is the source of this 1419-nucleotide messenger RNA. RefSeq lists its product as hypothetical. Gene Ontology annotation, biological process: attachment of spindle microtubules to kinetochore. The record is from RefSeq and is a predicted model, not a curated record. The transcript has 4 exons. Bases 16 to 1368 code for a protein of 450 amino acids. NCBI's taxonomy places the organism in Eukaryota, Fungi, Ascomycota, Xylonomycetes, Xylonales, Xylonaceae. Gene Ontology annotation, cellular component: DASH complex; mitotic spindle pole body; mitotic spindle.
ACCACCACAACAGCCAUGUCAAGGCAAAGCAUUAUACCACCGCGGAAUCUUACUCUCACCGAGGAGUUGGAGAAACUAGAGCAAUCAAUCACACUGACACUACAAGAGAUCGACCACAAUUUUAGCCGCGCGCAUCAUAUUGUCACAGCAAGCAUCUUGCCUAUUGUAGAGCAAUAUGCAGAACACUCCAAAUCCGUCUGGGAAUCCUCCAAGUUUUGGAAACAAUUCUUCGAGGCCAGCGCCAACGUAUCACUAUCCGGCUAUGAAGAAGCUACUGUCGACGAGACCGCUACAACCGGCCAAGAGGACACCACCGCAACAACUGAACCCUCGGGAUACGACGAUACAGCCCACGCGCACGAUGAGUCCAUCCAUGAGCAAGACCGCUACGAAGCUUAUCAGCCAACCGGUCAUCAAGAGGAGCAUACACUUCUCAGCUCGCCCUCUCUAACGGGAAGCACCCCCCGCGCAACAUCCAAGACUCGCGCCGACCGCCCGCCCGCCUCAUUUGCAGAAUACUCCUCGCCAUACGAAGCCUUGAAACGGGAAAUCCACGGCGAGAGCUCCGAUCUACCCAGCACGCCAGGCAAACAGACAUUUCCACAAGCACUGUUCCAAAGUCCUGGAUCGUCACCGCUCCCGCUCGAUCCACGCUCGGGCCAUAAGCAGCACAACCACCACCAACACCAGCAACACCAACAACAACGAAGCAACGCAGACCCACUGCUGCAUAGAGUUCUCGAUAAGAAUUACCGCAUACAAGCAACGCCUCAUUCGCAGCAGCGUCGUCCGCGCUCGGCAACAACCCCCGGAACAGCAACCAGACACUAUCCUCCCCCCGCCGCGCAGCCCCGCUGGCGAGAUGACUCCUCGCCCAUGUCUUCGCCGCCCAUUGCCGCUCCGGAGCUGCACUCUGAAAUCUUCUCGUCCCCAGCAAUGCAGCGUUCUGCGCGUCGCACACCCGGAGUCAGCGUACAAACGCCGCUGAGCGUCCGAAAAACAGCUCGACCCGUUAGCGGCGGCGGUGGCGGCGGUGGCGACCCAUCGGGGAGAAUGGAUAUCGAAACGCCCCAAACGCAGAGAUAUAAUAAUACGACGACGAAUAAGCGCGAUGUCACUCGUGGACUAUGGGACAGCGAUUCUUCCGACGACGAUAUCGAUCUGGGCUUCAGCCCGCCAAAGACUAUGCAGUUCCAUGUUCCACAGAAUAAGCUCCUUCAGACCCCAGCUCGCGAAGCCAGCAAACGCAUCGUCGAGGACUUGCUCCUCACUGCAGGAGGCAACAUUACUGACGAUCUCGAAGGAGAUGAAGGGGAAGACAGCCCGUCUGUCGUGCGGCGGAAUAUGGAUCUGGACGAUAGCUUCUAAAAUAACCAACAGACAUAGUACUGUGCCAAAUGCAAAAUAUACAUCCUACUU